AUGGAAUACAAGACUCGACAGUGGCACGAGAAAUGUUUUUGCUGCGUCGUAUGCAAGAACCCCAUUGGUACAAAGAGCUUCAUUCCGCGAGAACAGGAAAUUUACUGUGCCGGUUGUUACGAGGAUAAAUUUGCUACUCGUUGUGUCAAGUGCAAUAAGAUUAUCACCAGCGGCGGCGUAACAUACAAGAACGAACCAUGGCACAGAGAUUGUUUCACUUGCAGCCAUUGUAACAAUUCACUGGCAGGCCAGCGGUUUACUUCACGCGAUGAUAAGCCGUAUUGCGCUGAAUGUUUCGGCGAGCUUUUUGCCAAGAGAUGUACAGCUUGCACGAAACCAAUCACUGGCAUCGGUGGCACACGCUUCAUCUCAUUCGAGGACAGGCAUUGGCACAAUGACUGCUUCAUCUGCGCUGGAUGCAAAACCUCACUAGUCGGACGUGGAUUCAUAACUGACGCGGACGACAUCAUCUGUCCCGAGUGCGCCAAACAGAAGCUCUCGGAAUGA
This is a messenger RNA of Cotesia congregata, 507 nucleotides long. The record is from the annotation of a GenBank genome assembly. NCBI's taxonomy places the organism in Eukaryota, Metazoa, Arthropoda, Insecta, Hymenoptera, Braconidae.